Molecule: messenger RNA, 1068 nt
Organism: Caenorhabditis briggsae
Lineage: Eukaryota; Metazoa; Nematoda; Chromadorea; Rhabditida; Rhabditidae
Exons: 3
Coding region: 1-1068 (355 amino acids)
Source: RefSeq, a predicted model, not a curated record
AUGAACCAGACAUGCUUUCCCAGGUCAACUUUGCUGGUCCGUCAAUCAUGGAUGCCCUGCACUCAUCUACAUCACUAUGAAUCAUACGAUUCGGCGGGAAUACAAAAAAUUAAUUUUCCGGGUUACGGCUACCAUAACAAUCAUCACCGGGGAAACGGCGGAGGCGGAAGCGGAGGCUACCAACCUCAACACAACCAAUACAACAACGAUCACGGCUACACCCCAUACAACAAUCGACCAUCGACAAGCGGUGGACAAUACUCGCCACGUGGCGGUCCCUCAUCCUCAAUGAACAUCACACAUACCACAUUCGCCCCGAAUGCUCAACGAGAAGAGCCUACGAUCAUAUUGCCGCCUGUCAAAAUCACGAUACCAGUUGCAACGACGUCUCCGGUGGUCACGACUUCUGCUCUGUCAGCUCAAGACUCACCUGCAUCCAGUAUCCGAUCCUCUGGUCCAGUGUCAACGAACCAAUUCUCGUUCCCACCACCAUCAGUUCCACAGUCGCCAGCCCCACCGACGCCACAACCGAUUCAAGCGCUUCAGAAUCAGCAGCAACAGAUUCAGAAGCAGGUUCAGGCUCAGGCUCCAAUUCAGAUGCCAAAGAGAGUAGAAGUGUCCCAACCGCUCACGUUGAACACCUCCCUUCCUUCUAAAAUGAGUGGUCCACCAUCUGCAACAUCAUCUGUGAACUCUCCAAGAUUGACUACGCCCAUCAGAUCCUUGGCUCCAGUCACCCCAGUGACGCCAAGUGUCAUUCCACAGGUUCCGAUGGUUCUGAAUCAGCCACCACCGCCAGUGAUGCCACAGAUGAUGAUGUCGGUUCCGCCGCCAACGCUGAUGGCUCAGAUGAGACAGCCACCACCGACGAUGUUGUCACAAGGCGUUUUUCCUAUUGAUGUGACUGUUCCACCGCCAAACUUCUCCGCUCCACCACCACAACUGCCACCACCUCCUGUCGCAGGCAUUCCACCACAUUUGAUGAUGUAUCAACAGGCUCCGCCCCUCGUGACUCCGCCCACACCCGCCCAAUUCUCAUAUCCACCACCACAAUUUAAUCCACAUUGA